Messenger RNA from Microstroma glucosiphilum, 2790 nucleotides. RefSeq lists its product as hypothetical. The transcript has a single exon. NCBI's taxonomy places the organism in Eukaryota, Fungi, Basidiomycota, Exobasidiomycetes, Microstromatales, Microstromataceae. The coding region runs from base 392 to 2620 and encodes 742 amino acids. The record is from RefSeq and is a predicted model, not a curated record.
CAGUGGGACUCGCCUGAAAGGUCGUAUCAUAGGCCGGUCGCUCGAGACGAGGUAUUCGAUUGCUGUAUAGCAAUCUAUAUGGACGUUCAGGAGCGCUGUUCAUGUGCAACAGACAGGCUCUGUCGGCUGAGAAGACGCGUGAGGUACGACGCACAAGUUCGAUGGUCUCGAAGGAAUUGGGCGGCAGCAGAUGAUCCUUCCUUGUGCCUGGCGCCUGCCUGCCGUGCCGCCGUGCUUGGCCAAUGAAGGGCUGCACCUCAGAUGAAUCCAAUGCAUCCUCUGCUAGACUCUAUCCUCCUAUCAUCAAACUAUCUGACCCCUCCUUCCUGAUUCUGUUUCGACCAGCUUCCUUCGGGCCUGCAGCCAAGGGGCUGGGCAGGCACCCCUCACCAUGGUCCCUGUGACCCCUUCCUCUGUGUCCUCCUCUGCGUCCACUUCCAGGGAUACAUCUUUUCAGGCUGACUCACGUCCUGACGGAUCCUCCUCCCACAUACCUCGCGUCGCUCAAGACGACGACGUCCUCGCUCAGCAACGUCUAGAUAAGUUCGUAGAUCUCGUGUAUGAUCGCCUGAACGCUCGCACCAACUUCGUCCCAAGUCUAGCUGAGAGACUCAAAGCGAUAGAGACCUGUUUGGGCAUAGAGACUACUGAUGACAGCUUUGACGGAUCUAACGGUGCCAGUCGCAAGCAGCGUAACCACCUGACAGAGGUCAGAGACAAGUCUCGCCUCACAGGCGCACUUUUCAGUACCAUCAGCAGCCUCACAGCUCGACUUGAUGAAGCCGAGGCAGCGCUGGACGCAAGUGCCACUGCAUACGCUUCGCAUGAAGUACAACUAGACCGCCUCGGCCAAGCUGUAUCCAUCAACACCUUUCUUGCCCAACAGCUCGCCAGUAAUCUAGCUUCGUCCAAGCUAGCGGACGUGGAGCCCACCACCACGAUGCUUGCGCUUCAACAGGCACUGGGGGCACUACGAGCUCAGAUUCAACGACAUGAGACACGAAGCAAGAACAAAGAAGAGGAAUGGUCUAAACAAAACGGCCAGUACGAGCUUCGCCUUGGUCAAGUUAAAAAGUCAAAAUUUCACCUCACGCUGCAGCACGCCUCACCGAGGGAGCCGCUGCCCAGGAGUCCAGUCUUUUGGCCUGACGCACCGUUCAGAGAGAAGGAUGUAGCCCCUCUGCAAGCUGAUGAAGCUAAUGUGGAGCCAAAAGCACCUGCGAACGAGCUCAAGACGCUGCCCGACAUAGUCCUGGACAGCACUGCCGUGGAUCCUCCCUCGUCACAGCCUUCGUCGUCUGAUCUCAGCGAUCCUAGUAGCAUAUAUACACCCCCUCUCAAGAAUGCCAGCUUGAUAGGCGACGGGUCAUCGCACAACGACGUCAAUGCCGAGCCCACACUGGUACAUGAGCAGCCCUCACAGGUCCCAUCCACCCCGCUUACCACCGAAGCAAGCGAAGGUAUGCGUACUGUCGCCACUUCCGAAGUCGGUUCUGCAAAGGACGACUCAGCUAUCACACUUGCAGGUGAUGAUGCCUGCCAGUCGAAAGCACCUUGUGCACUUGCUUCAGAUCGGGAGGGACUUCAUCGCGUAGAGAGCGCAGGACGAUCAAACAACUCUGAAGGUCUCGCGGCCACGUACAUGUGCCCAUCGCCCGUUCCCGUCCCUAGUCAGCCGACCAAGCCUCAGCGAAAGGUGUCCUUCGAGCUGAGGACAGCUGCAGACGAGCGCCAGAUUGCUGGUCCUUCAGACUCUACGAGGAAGAUUGUCGGCGUUCUCAAGAAUGGGGCUAAGCUGCAAGUCAGACCAUCUGCAAGCGCUUCUUCCACCUCUCCAUCCUGGCUCUUGUCCAGCAGACCUAGUCAACUCCUGUCCCACUCUGGAGCUCACGAAGCUCAGCCAGCCAGCGUACCUGGGUCGACGAAUAACGGACAGAGGAAAAUCAAGGUGCUGCCGCCCAAGCUACCCUCUGCGUCUGGAUCAGGACAAGAGGCCAAGUCCAACAAGGUGCCUGUACACCCCGUACGCGGAAAUACAGCACACACUGGCGCCAGUACUGGUGCGCCGGGACCCACCCUGAAGAGCGUCUCAGAAGCUGCCGCCUCGAACGCGUCUGUGAAGGAACAGCUGAACAAACAGACUGCUGCAACCGAUGCAAGCAACCAAGACCCUUUUGCGAGCAAGAAACGUCGCCAUGAGGAGGAGAGUACGCGCAAAGAAGCGCGACAAAAGCAAGGCACUGGCGCUUCCUGCUCUUCAGCUACGGCAGGACCUGCGAAACGGUCGUCGUCUUCUCAGAAGAGGCUACGCAGGAGGCGAAGAGCGGAAGUACUACGAGAGAUGACGGCCACGCCACUCCAACCUUCAGACGAUGGAGCCCGCAGAGAAGGGCCUGAUGCUGAUACAUGGUGGGAGCUGCCUCUGUCGCAAAGCUCUCCAUCUUCUCAGAGCUCACGACAGGCCUCCGGGACGAGCGCGCAAGGGUCAGCAGCCACAGCAAAGAGCAAGGAAACAGGCAUCACACAGGAGCAAGUUGGGAGUAAUUCUAGCCAGGGCCACCGUAGCAGUGAUUAUGACCUGUGGGGGAGCGCCGCGGGCUCAUCUCCAUGUCCCCAGUGAAGUGGGCACGCUUGGGCUGGGUUUGGUCGCCUCGACUUGCUGCCAACGGUUGGGGGACAGACGCAGGGACCGAGCACGGGCUUGUAUACGGCCCAUCAUGGUGAUACUGCGCACAGACUGUCGAGCGGUGCAGCGGUGUCAAGACUGUGACUGAGUGAACUUCCAGGGAC